AUGGCGGCGACGACGGACGCGCGCGCGUCCACCGCGCGCGCGCUCGGGGCGAUCGGUCUGUGCGCGUUGGUGGCGUCGGUGGUGACGUACACGCGCAGGCUCACGGGACCGUUCAAGGCGAGCGCGGCGGUGACGUGGUUGACCCUCGGCCCGAGCGCGGUGUUGAUCGGAAUGGACGACGCGCGCGUCGAACGCGCGGUGGUGCGGGCGGAGCGCGCGCGGGGGGGUGAGACGCGGGUUCGAGAGGUUCGCCAAGGGUCCGUGGACGCGGUGCGAGCGAUUUUGGGGACGAAGGGAGGGGAUUGA
Molecule: messenger RNA, 306 nt
Organism: Ostreococcus tauri
Lineage: Eukaryota; Viridiplantae; Chlorophyta; Mamiellophyceae; Mamiellales; Bathycoccaceae
Product: unnamed product
Exons: 1
Coding region: 1-306 (101 amino acids)
Source: RefSeq, a predicted model, not a curated record